UUUUUUUUUUUUUACUUGUUGCCAAUAGUUGCCUGACGUCAGUUUACAUCUAACCCUCCGUUUCACUUCCUCUAACUUGUGUUUUUAACAGAAGUUUGGGCAGUCUCUAAUUCAAAUCGGGAUAAGACGAGUAUCCAACAAUGAGGCACAAUAUCAGAAUAAUCUACCUUUUUAUAUAUAACCUGCUUCAGUUCUGUGGACACUCCUGGAUCUUUUCAAACAUGACAGCGCGAUUCUUUUCAUUUGGGGAAGUUGCCUUGGCAGAUACCUUCUAUUCCAUUGGUGUUGUCAUGAGCUUUUGCCAGUUAUUGUCAAUACUGGAAUUGUGUCACAUUUUGGAUGGUAUUGAAAAUAGCUGGCUUCUACCAAGGUUUUUACAGGUGCUGGAAAGAAAUGUUCUUUUGUUUGUGGUAAUUGCUAGCCAGGAAGAGGUUCAAAGCAAAUAUAUCGUGUGUGUUCUGUUUUACCUGUGGAGUAUGCUGGACCUAUUGAAAUAUCCCUAUGACCUUCUAUCACUUAUCAGCACUCCAUUUUAUACUAUUGCAUGGAUCAGACACACCCUUUGCAUCCCAUUAUAUCCCCUAGCAAUACUGGCUGAAGUUGUUACCAUUUACCAGUCCUUGCCGUACUUUGAAACCUUGGGUACCUUUUCUUUUGAGCUGGCAUUUCCAGUGCCCCUUUUCAUCCAUUUUACAUAUGUGCUACAGUUCUACAUGCCAGUACUUGCUAUUGGAGGAGGCAUACAUGUUAGUAAUUUAUUGCUGGAAAGAAGCCAACACUUGGGAGACUACAAUAAAGAAAAGAAAAAUAACUGAUUAAAUAGCUGCUUAAAAUAUACACUGCUGAAGAACCAAAACCUUUCUUCAGAAGAUCAACCUGAAUGACAUUUACUGGAUUGAUUUUGUGAAAGAACGUCCAUGGAUGCUAUUUUCUUUACAUAGUACUUUAUGUGCUUGAAUACCAGGGUUUUGGUAGACUCAGUUUAUGAUGUCAAACAAAGUCUUUCGGUAUUCUUUUUACAUAUUUGUAACAAUUCAAUAAUAUGAACCCUACUCUAAAACACACUAGAAUAUAAAGUGAUGCAAUGUCCAUGGUUACCACUGUAUUGUUAUGGAGGGUUUAUGAAUACUCUGUAUCUUCAUGUUACUAGCAACCCAAUUUUAAAAUAAGCAAGUUGCGGUAGCAAAAAAUGUUGCCUUUUUUCUAUGAAAAACUCCAGUUUUGUAACAGGGCUUGCUGUGUCUUUUCAUACACCGUCACAAUUAUUUAACACAACUGGAAACACAGAUAUUGAUUCUAUUCUAUUAGAUAUGUGGUACACUACCUUUACAUAAGUCUCUCAGUAUCUGCAAUGUUCAGGAUUCUGAGAGCUCUAUUGAGGCUGUUUAGCCCAUGCAGCCUCCACAGUCUAUGUUCGAUUCCCUUAGUGAUCUUUGAGGAGCUGCCCUUGGCCAUGUUCGAUUUCGCACUAGGAGUCCCUUCUUAGCUAUUUAACUACGACGUUCCGUCAUUAAACUCCAUCAAUCUUCGUAUAGAGACAGUCAAGCCCUUUGAGAACCUGCCAGACUGGUCUCUGUUUACUUACACAGAAUGAUUGAUAGGCUGUUCACUUUGAAGAUAGUGGAUUUGAUUGGUGUGACAGCUGUCACUCUCUCAGACCCACAUUUCCAGAUCGCCUGCACUAUUUUUUUCUGCCCAACAAUAACUUUCAAUUUUUAUAUUCCGUUUUAAAGGACAACAAAAACAUCUAGUACAUGUAAAUAAUAAACGUUGUGAUAUUCUAAACCAGUGGUAGACAAUGGCGGCUGGCAUUGCUGCAUCAAGGACUGAGCUAGAGGGGAACUUCAUUUUAGUAUUAACGCAAGGGGACUGUCAUGGGGGAUUCUCUGUAUGAACGUCAUAUAUUUACUGCGAGUAAGCAGAAAAUUAAGUGUUUUGCAAUAUUGAUUCCAAAGUACAGUACUUGCUGAUUGCGAUGAUACCUUUAUGCCUCACUAUGGUACUGGAAUCCUCAUAUGAUAGACAGGAACGCAGAGUAACAUAAAACACAAUGCUUCAUUGCAUAACAAUUGGUCCACUCUGCAGCUGCCUGCAGGUCAUUUGGUCUGCCGUCAAAUUUAAUUGCAGACCACUGUUCUAAUCUUUAGAAAUAUGUGUAUUCAGAAGUAUAUACAUGUAUAAACUGUAAAAUCCCAUGUACAUUAAUCUCUGUAUUUCACGGUGUAUAUUGAUUCUUUCUGUAUUUCACUGUGUAUAUUGAUUCUUUCUGUUUUUUUUCAUUGUUAGUGCGAUAGUGACAGUUUAUUAUAGACAUAUACAGUACAUGUAAAACACAGAUAGAAUGUAAUCCAACUAGGAGGAGACACUGAAGGAUUCCUAUGUUUUUUUUUUUGUUUUACUUCUAAAUCUGUAUUGUAGACGCACAUAUGUAAUAAUGAAAUGUAGAAAGUAGGGAAUGGCGUGUUUUU
Polyodon spathula (Mississippi paddlefish) is the source of this 2468-nucleotide messenger RNA. It is a transcript of the gene hacd4, whose product is annotated as 3-hydroxyacyl-CoA dehydratase 4. Gene Ontology annotation, cellular component: endoplasmic reticulum membrane. Gene Ontology annotation, biological process: sphingolipid biosynthetic process; very long-chain fatty acid biosynthetic process; fatty acid elongation. The record is from RefSeq and is a predicted model, not a curated record. Lineage: Eukaryota; Metazoa; Chordata; Actinopteri; Acipenseriformes; Polyodontidae. The coding region runs from base 141 to 815 and encodes 224 amino acids. Gene Ontology annotation, molecular function: 3-hydroxyacyl-CoA dehydratase activity. The transcript is spliced from 7 exons.